Cuscuta campestris is the source of this 2505-nucleotide messenger RNA. The record is from the annotation of a GenBank genome assembly. Lineage: Eukaryota; Viridiplantae; Streptophyta; Magnoliopsida; Solanales; Convolvulaceae.
AAGAACAACAUGCAGUGAUAGAGUACGGAGCCGACCCGUCCCUGCGCAAUUCUCUGGAUGUUCCAAAACCCUCCUGCAGAAUUUCAAACAGCAAUGAGACGCUGAGAUGUCGCGCCAUCAAUGGCUGAAUAAGUUCCAUACUUCUCGUCGGGAUUCUCUCCUCCUUUGCACAGGUCACCGCUCUUCACUUGCUCAUCAGUUGCUCGCGUACAUGUCUAGGGUUACUGGUUAGGGUUCCGUCUAACAAGGGUUAGGGAAAUGUCACGCGAAGAGGACGAUGAUAUUGCCUCGGGACGGUCUAUGGCUGCCUGGAUCAGAGAGCGCGGGAUUGAUUUGAGCUCUGACCCUUAUUUGAUGCAUAGCCAUGGUAUGGAAGAAGCAGAUCAAUCUCAAUGUUGUUUUAGGACUCCGAGUCUUAAUAGGGUAGGAUAUGAGCUCUGUGAUUUUAAGAACUCUAGUUUUAGGUGUGACCAUGAAAUCGGGGGAUCUAGAGCUGGUAAAUAUGACAGUGUUGGGGCAGAGAGAUUGUUGAGGGCUUCUGAGCAUGAAUUUUACAAACAAAGGUUGCAGGACAAGAUGUCCGACCGAGGAGUAGCAGAAGUGGAUUUUGAUUUGGAUGGUCGGAGGAGUUUGGCUUCUUCGCCGCAUCAGAGGUGGAUUGGUCACCCGGACCCGAAUCUGCUGGGCAGAUUGACAGGCAUGGAGAUGUAUGGUAAGAGGGAAAGGAUUGAGGUUUAUUCUAAGCCCAAGGGUUUUAUAACAAGUGGUGGUUUAUCAUUUCGAGAUGAUAUGGAUAAACUGAUUGGCACUCAUCGUUUGAACUCUGUAGAAUUGAGAGGAAGAGUGUUUCUAGGUGAGAACAGAGAAGAGUUCAAUUAUGAAGAUAGAUGCAAUUGUAGAAGGACAAAGUGCCAUGACUAUUCGUACCGUUUGUCCCCCCAAGCAAGGCCUAAAGAAGAUUAUAGCUCUAAGUGGGUAAAAAGGAGGAGGAUUUUCCCUGAAUUGGGUGUUAGUCCAUCUAGAGUCUUGAACACAGAUAAUGAGAAGCUUGAUAUAUACCAUGCUAAUCCGAUUGGCUACAGUGUUUCUGAUCAUUGUAAUUCAGGGAUGAAUUUUGCUUUGAACUCUCCUUAUAGAACAUUGCCUUAUAUUGGACAUCCAGAUGAUAUUUAUCUGGACAACAGAAAUGCUCAUGCCAAGAAGCAGAACUUCAGUGAAAUGGAGAUGCCAAAUAUGUGCGUCCCGCGAGAAAUAUUGAACCGUGAAAGUGAUAAUGGUGACAAUGAUGCAUCUGGCAGGUCAUUGAAGAGGAGUUGUAGUUUGGUUGAAGAUAUGAACAUGCAUGGUUCUAGUGGGGAUUUGUCAAGGAAAUUGACUGCUACUAAUGAUGGAGUUCAUGGCGGUAAGGAUGAAUAUGAUGGUCAAAUAUUGUUGCCUAAGAGAUUGGAUCAUGAGUUUGAGCAGUGCAAAAAGGUCUGUCAUGCAUCUGAGGAAAUGGGGCCAAAAGAACCCCCUAUCAAGCAAGAUGAACCAAGGAAAAGACAGAAAGUUGAUCUGCCUACUCGUAAGAGGUACAUGGAACAAGGAAAGGCGGGUAGCCUUUCAUGUCUUGUUUGUGGGAAUAGAACAUUCAAGGAUACUCAAGCCCUAGGGGCACAUUGCUUUAUGUCACAAAAGGUUGACUUGAAAGCUAAACACUUGGGUCUUCUCACGGCAAUUUGUGUCCUGAUGGGAUGGAACGCCGUUGUGGGUCCAAACAUUACAGGACUUGCGGCAUGGCAGCCACGUCAGAUUCCUCAUUCUGCUGCUUUGGCACAAAGAGAGGACCUUAUACUAUGGCCACCCAUUGUUAUUGUUCAAAGCUGUACCAAAUUGAGCUCUGGUCCACAAGAACAUCAAGUCACAAGUAUAACAAGGGUAGAGGAGUGUCUGAGGGGCGAAGGUUUUAGUGCGAGUAAACUAAAGAUUUGCCUUGGGAAGCCUGAAAAUGGGAGCGUAGUUGUGGUGAAAUUCUUGGCCACGGCUUCGGGCUUGAAAGAAGCAGAGAAGCUCAGCUCCAUGGGUGGUUUCUUGAGAAGGGGCAUGGAAGGGGAGGCUUUAAUAAGCAAACUGCUUCUGAAAAGCAGGAAAAGAACCAUGAAGAACUUGAUCAGGAGACGACAAUGUAUGCUAGAAUCAUCAACAACGAGGCUCUGCACCGGCCUUCCCAUUGAGGAUUUUGCUACAGAUGACACUAAUGCUUACACCAUGACAAUGGAGACAGUGACUGUGCCAUUGUCUUUGGUGUCAACCUUGUGAUUAAAGUAGCAUUUCUUUUCCACUUAUUUUCCCACUACUUUUUGUUAUGUAGAACAUUGAACCCUUUUCUCUCCCAACACUUGUAUGGAGAAAUAGAAGUUGCUUUUGUUUUUUUUUGUUAUCAACUCCUAGGUGAGGGGUAGAAAGAGGGUUUUCAAACACAAGUGGUGUAUAAAAUGUACUAUGUAACAAAUUGAUACUCUCCCU